Molecule: messenger RNA, 4156 nt
Organism: Notechis scutatus (mainland tiger snake)
Lineage: Eukaryota; Metazoa; Chordata; Lepidosauria; Squamata; Elapidae
Gene: ZDBF2
Product: zinc finger DBF-type containing 2
Biological process (GO): genomic imprinting
Molecular function (GO): nucleic acid binding; zinc ion binding
Source: RefSeq, a predicted model, not a curated record
GGGGAGGGGGAAGCGCGAUGGAGAUGUUUGAUCAUAAUAAGCAAGGUGAUGAAGCCAAUGCUAGCUCAGCACAAGAUAUGGAAAGGAAAGUUAAUGAAGAUUCCUUAUGGCAGGACAGUAAUAGUAGUUUAAAUAAACAAGGAUUAGAGCUGUCAAAGACUGGACUACCUGUUAUGCAGAACAGACAAGGUUAUUGCAACUGUUGCCAUGCACCCUACAGCAAUCUGGAACAGCAUGUAUAUAGUUCCCAGCACAAACAUUUUGUCAGUUACUGUAGGAAUCGCAUGGGUACAAGUAGCUUGAUGGAGCGUUUCCUGCAAGAUGUUCUACAACAUCAUCCCUACAGAUACCAUGAUAACAGACCAACUUAUGAUGACAUGCCAUUCAACUCCCAGCUUCUUGCAAAAGAUGGGGCUGCUGUUUCAAUGGGAGUCAAAGAGAAGGAGAGACAGAUGAGCAGGGUGGAGAAUCCAAACAUUGGCAGUGGAUUCACUGCUGAAUCAGGCUGCCUUAUUUCCCAGAACCAUGAAAAGCGGAAGAAGGCUUCUGUAGAACUGCUUCCUAUCCAGACUCUGGGAAGGGGGCAACAACCCAAACCAGGAGCUUCACAACGAAAUCUGUGUAUUUCCAGUAAUAUAAAUAAUCUUGGUCCAACAAACCUUUUGACCAAAAAUAGUAAUCAGAAAGUCUCAUUUGCAGCUAGGGAUGUUUUACCCCAUCCAUUACCUGCUAGCCAGGUACCAUCCCCACCUCAUAGACGUGCAAAAAAUAUUAGCUAUCCAGGAAAAGCAGAUGGCAUAUGUGAACAGGCUAUGCGAGAUAUAUGCAACCAAGAUGGAUUUUUGAAUUCAAACAAAAAUCUUGCUUUACAGCCAGUCCUGUCAAAAACUGUUUCACAUUUUCACAAGAGUCCUGUCUAUAAUACAGGCAACUCUUUAAUCUCAGGUCAACUCUUUUUAAAACAAGAUGACUUAGAACCUCAGGAUGAAACUCAGAUUAACCUUUGUCUCAGGAAUUCUAGAAAACCUGUGGGCACCAGCAAUUCCCUGAAUUUUCAAGCAGCUCCCCAAUUACCAAGACAAAAAGAACAGUUGUGCAGAAGUGCUGAAAGUUCUAUAAAUGAAAUAAUUGAACAGGUCAUUUUGAAAUACUGUUAUGAAUCUCCUCCCAAAGAGUUGCCUUGCAGAGAAGAAGAUACAAAUUCCUGUGUAAAUAUUCUGUCACUUUUGGAUCACAGUAGUCUGGAUGGUUCAGAUAUGAGUUUUGAUUGUGAUGCAGCUAUUGAUUCACAAGCAAACCUGUCCAAGUUAGCUGCUAAAAAUCUAGAACUUCUCAAAGAAGUUAAAAUAAAUCUACAAGAUGAAAACUAUGGCACCCAACUCAGCUCCAUUUUUAAAAAUGUUUCAGUGCAACAAAUAGCAGAAGCAGAAAAUGAUAUUUCAAUUCAAAACGAAGAACCAGUUCUUCCAGCUCUGCCUCAUGUGCCUCCUUCCUUUGUAGGAAAAACCUGGUCUCAGAUCAUGUACGAAGAUGAUAUGAAAAUUGAAGCACUUGUGCAGGAUUUUAGAGAAGGCCGCUUCCGCUGCCAUUUUGAUACUGAGCCCUUGGCUCAUCGUACACCGAGAAAAAAACCUCAAAAGACUGAUGACGUGAUCAAUGUAGUUGUACCUAGAAAAACAGGGGCUGGGCCUGCUAAAGGGCUUCCAGAAUUUACUGAUGUCCUAAGUGAUGGUCCUGACUUCAGCAACUUAUCUGUAACUUCAGUAAUACAUGUUCCAAAGCCCCUGAAGAAUCCCCCCAAAAGAAUUUUCCGCCUUGCCUCAAGAUGCCAAGUAGUCAAGGUGAGCCAUGGCACACAAACAAGUUUAGUACAGUAUCCUGUAGUAAAGCAAAAAAUAAUUAGGAAGGACUAUCAGCUACAAGAUCAGAUGGACAAUCUCCUUUGGUCAGAGAAUGAGAAAACACCUACCAUGAAAACUAGGUUAUGUGCUCUUAAGCUUCCUAAAUCUUAUACUAAAAUCAUGAGCCCUUUACAGCCACAAACACUAGUCUAUGUUCUUUCAUGUCCAGAGAUGAAACAAUUUAGGAACAAGGCUGAAGAGAUUCCCAAAAUUAGAAGUCACAAUUUCACACAUAGUAAAGAUUCCGUAAGGUACAAGUACAAACAAACCUCUAUUAAGUAUUACGAUCCUCUGACUAAUCGAAUUUUAAAAACACCUCCUAAAUGCAUAGCUGGGGGGAAAACAAAGAAGCCAGCACAUGUUCGACAGCUAUUCAGGAACCUCAAUUUUGAUGGAAACAGUAAGAAACAAGCUGAUAUCCAGUAUAUAUCAAAGCCCUUCAAUUCCCCAGACAACCAUGCGGUAUCUCUUUUGCUUGACCCUGUUAAGGAGAAUGAUAUGAAUUCAAAUCAUCAUAAGUCAGAAAACCCUUCUAUUUCAUCUGAAAGAUCAGAAUGCUUGGUGUAUAACUGUUCAGAGAAAUGCUGUAAACACUUAUUUAUUUCACGGUUGAAGUCACAUCAAUCACAGCAGGAAGGUGACUUUCAAUUCAAUCCAUUUAGGAGGAAAGGAGUCAAAUGUCCCUUGAAGCCCCAUACUGCUGAUUGUUUAGAAAGAGACAAUCCAAAGAAAAUAUGGCAGAGGAAAAAAAUCAAUAGUAGGGAAUCAGGGUUUCCGAAAAAAACUUCAGAGCUAAUUUUUAUCAAACAUGACCUUGUUAAGAAAGGCAGUACAAAACAACCACCCAGAAGUACAACUCAGCAAAUAGAAGGAAAAGUUAAAAACAAAUCUUGUACUCUUAAAUCAUCUAUUCUCAGGCACCACUCAAAGAGCACUACCAUAAAAAAAUAUCUUCAGAAAAAAAAAGCUGAUAUUAAAAAGUUGACAGUGUCAAGAAAGUCAAAAAGGACAUUUUUGAACACUGCAUCUGUAAUGAGUGUUCCAGAAAAAAGGCAGAGAAUCUCUGUAAGGACUUCUUCCAAAGUAAAAACAUGGGAAGUGACUAUAGACAAGAAUCUUUUUUGCACUGUGAAAUAAUAUUGCCCAGAUCAUAUACACUUGCUUUGGGAUUGUCUUUAAGAGGGCUGGAAAGGGAGAAAAAUGUUCUGAUGUAUUGGCUUUUCAAGAUAAUACAUCAGAAUUAGAAACGGAACAAUUUCAAAGUCAAACAGUAAGCUAAUAGUUCAAGAAGUAAUUCAUAUUGUGAGUGAGGGUUCUGUACAUUACAUGUUGAGUUAAAACUUUUUUUAUGCAGUAAAAGCCCAAUUAUGCAGCUUGCUAUAUAUUUUUCUCAAGCAGAGCAUUGUUUUCCCUUGUAAAACCAGUGUCAAUCAUUGAAAAAAGUUUAUCUUGUACAUGAAGUUCGGCUUUGAUAUCUUGUUGGUAAACUAAGCAAUGUCAAAACUCAUCCCAAAGCAGUGUGGAACCAAAUGGGCACUCCUGCCGUUUGUUAAGAUUUUCAAUUUCCCCUUAACUUCUCUGAAGAAUCUUUGUGUAGAACCAUUUUUUGGAAACUGCACGUGGAGUUUUAGGAUGCAUUGUGUUUGAAGAAGUAACUUUACCUUAUCUGGAAUCUAAAUUUGGAUAUCGCAUAGUGAUUGUAUUUUAAAUUCAGAUCACAAAUACAAAAUCAUCCUGCCUAUAUUUGUUAUUUUCUCAAAAGUAUUGGAUGUCCUUCUAGAAUGAAGCUGCUGUUGAAAAUUUUUCUUUUGAUUUUUUUAAACUUUCUGGAAGAACAAUUGAUUUUUAAGAUCAUACAUAAUGGUUAAUCAAGACUGCUGUGUAUAAGCAAUAUUUCUACACGUAAGCUGCCCUUAGAAUGCAUUACUAUCUAGUUUCAUCUUACAAUAUAGUUGUGAAAGCAUUUUAAAGUAAUUUCAAUAUGUAAGCAAGCUUCUGAAAAAUGCUACUUGAUGCUUAAAAUAGAUUUCCAACUUGAAUUUUUAAAAAGGUAAAUAUUUUAUUUUAUUUUGGCUUGCAUUAACAUGUUUGUUAAAGCAUUUUUCUUACAGCAUAUAUACUAAGAUAUAUAUUACUCUUAAAUACAGGUAAUUCUCGACUUAGAACAGUUUGUUUAGUGACCGUUCAAAGUUACAAUAGGACUGAAAAUUUCUUAUGACCAUUUUUCACAGUUACCACCUUUGCAGCAUCCCCAU